GGCGCUGGGAGCGCGACAUGGUGGGCGCCGGUGUGCGCGGGGCGCCGCUGCUGCCGCCCGGGCUGCUGCUGCUGCCGCCUCUGCUGCUGCUGCUGCUGCGGGGCGCGGCGGGCGGCAUCGCCGACAGCGUCGUCUGGGCCGUCAACGCGGGCGGCGAUGCCCACGUGGACGUGAACGGCAUCCACUUCCGCAAGGACCCGCUCGAGGGCCGCGUGGGCCGAGCUUCUGACUACGGGAUGAAGCUGCCAAUCCUGCGGUCCAACGCGGAAGACCAGAUUCUGUACCAGACCGAGCGCUACAACGAGGAAACCUUUGGCUAUGAAGUUCCCAUCAAAGAGGAGGGUGACUAUGUGCUGGUGUUGAAGUUUGCAGAGGUCUACUUUGCACAGUCUCAACAGAAGGUAUUUGAUGUUCGCUUGAAUGGCCACGUGGUGGUGAAAGACUUGGACAUUUUUGACAGAGUUGGACACAGCACAGCUCACGAUGAGAUCAUUCCCAUGAGUAUCAAAAAGGGGAAACUGAGUGUCCAGGGGGAGGUUUCCACGUUCACGGGGAAGCUCCACAUUGAGUUUGUAAAGGGCUACUAUGACAAUCCAAAAAUCUGUGCCCUAUACAUCCUGCAAGGAACAGUGGAAGAUGUCCCAAAGCUGCAGCCGCACCCCGGUCUGGAGAAAAAAGAGGAGGAUGAUGACGAAGAUGAGUAUGAUGAUGGCUCCAGUGUCAAAAAACAGGCAAAUAAGAACCGGGUUCAGUCAGGCCCACGCACACCAAACCCCUAUGCCUCGGACAACAGCAGCCUCAUGUUUCCUAUACUGGUGGCCUUUGGUGUCUUCAUUCCUACCCUCUUCUGCCUCUGCCGGUUGUGAGAGCAGGCCCCACAGUGCAUCAGCCCAGGGGCUGGGAGGGAAGGAGUUGGACCAAACACAGUUGCUUUCAAUUUCUCCAUAUUGUUCAUAAUUUAAGGAAAAAAAAAAAAGAAAAAAAAGGUGAUUCAUUUGGAAUGAAUAGCAAUGAAUAGCAGGUCCAGGUAAGAGGGAGCUUACCUUCCCCCUACCAGCAAGCAGCAAGGCCCUCGCCUUCCCCUUCGCACCAUGUGCAGGCUCCAAUUCUCCCUGGGGCAUCCAAGAGUGAACUGAGUCCUGGCUGGCUGUGUGUUGGGCUGUUGAAAGCUGAUGCUGCCAGUCCUGGGCCACUUCCCACACUGAGGGAUAGCAAUGUGCUGCGAGAUCUCUGCCUUUACUAGGUGGAAUACGGUUCCUUAAUCAGGGAAGUAGCUCUUAAAACAAGGCCUGGGCACACGUCCAGGAGUGUGGAAUUGUUGUGGUGCUGUUGGGUGUCAAACGACUAUGGAGGACAGAGCCUGGCACGAUGUAUGGUACUCACCUGCCUGAAGACCCCAAGACUCCAGCUCUCUGCCCAGCCUCCGUGGAGACAGUCCCCUCCAAGGACUGUGAGCUGUGCCAGGAGCAGAGGGAUUUAUCAGGCCUGAUUUGCUGCACCAGUUGGGAGAGACUUUCCUAGUUUGGCAGUUGCAAUGUUUGUUCCAUCGCAGAGGGAUUCUGCUGUAGCCUGCGAGAGGCUGACGUUGUUGGCGUCUGAUCAGAUGCACUUGUUUUCUGUAUUGAUUAUUGAUUAUGGCUUUUGUUUCCUUUAAUAUCCUUUUAUUUUCGAAGGUUUUGUUUCAAGCCCAGUUCCUUGUUUUGCCCUUUCUAGCAAACAACCUCUUCUUUGGAAGAAGCUGAAAAUCAGAUGACCUAGAGAGGAACCUGGUCAGGGACUUAUUCCUUGACCUUCCUGCGGGUUAGCUCCCUUCUCCAUGACUCUGAACAACCUGUGCUGCAGGACAGAGCAGAGCAACCUGGUGGAUGCUCCCUGUGAGCUCUCAUUCCCUGUGUAGGGAUCAGGCCUCCCUGCAGCAGUGAGAGCCUGGUCAGUGUUUACAGUGAGCUUGGCCUUGUGCAUGUCCAGGCAGUGUAGCAAAGGGGCUGAUGUCCAGCAUUUCAGUCCUGGAGAGCAAGGUGGUUUGUUGCCAUCCAGAGAUCUGAAAGUGAGCAGAACACUGGAGAAAAGGUCACCUGCUUUCCCCAGGGAUAUUCCUGCAAGAGGCUUUUGUUUCCACAUGGAGAGCCUGUGCCUGCCUGACAGAGGCUGAGCAAAGUGAAAGCUGCUGCUGCUCCUGCUGAUCCAGAGCUGCAGGCCCCGAGGAGCUGCCUUCCCAUGGUUUUGGCCUCCAACAUGUUGAACAUUUCUGGCUGGCAGGAGGAGAUGUUCUGGCUGGAACAGGAUCUGUCCCAGGCAGGAUCAGGUCCUUGUGGGUCAGCUUGGAUGCUGCAGAGCUCACAGAACGCUUUACCUCACGCUCUCUCCAUUGUCCUCAGAAGUGUUCUGUCUUUCCCUGGAGCAGUGGCACUGAGCAGUGACCUCCACGCUGCUCUGCCUCUCAGGGCUUGCAUUUUCCCAGCAGUUGUUCCUGGGUUUGAUCCCCUGCGGUGGCUCAGCCUUUGUUUGAGCUGAGCAGGGUCAGCCAAAUUGUGUUGUUUCUGGAAGGGGACCUGGAGGAGCAGCCUUUUCUGUUCUGCUGGGCCCAGGCAGCUGAAGCCUUCGCUUCCUCCUCACCCUCGAGCUGUGACAGGAGCUGUCAGCUCAGGGGCUUCAGGCUGAGAACUGGGGGAGGUGACAAAGUGCUGCUCUCUGCAUCAGUGCCACUGAACCUUUUCUGAUCACAUACAUCACUGCUAUAGGCCUGACCCUAAUUCUGUCUCUGUGAACUAAAAAGCAAGCAGGAUCUUAAUUAUCUUCUCUCCAACUGCAUAAAUGUCUACAGCCAGUUUGGGAGAAUCAAGUGUCCCUGCCCCAGUAAGAGGGGAAGGCAGGCUUUAAGUAGAGCAAAUCUUAAAGAACAAACCUUAGGAUGAAAAGGUGGUAAGCUUGAAGUGUUCUGCUUCAUCUUCUAGCUGCUGUUAAAAUCCUACUACUUAUAAAACUCAUAAAAUACAAGCUCUGUUUUGUUCGGUGACAGUGCCUGCAGGGAUUCUCCAGCAUUUUUGGGAUGCUCUAACUGGAGCACAGAGACAUUUAGAUCUUUAUCAGUUUUGAGAAGCAUGAACUGCGCUGAUUUGUUAAGCAAAGAACCCGGAGUUGAAAACAGGCGUCUCGGUAAGGAGCUGCUCUCCUCCAGGCCUUUUGGGUUGCAUUUUAUUUGAGCAUCCUUGCAGCAAGGAAUCGCUCGGCUUCUUGUGGCUCAGCCAGUAAUCUCUGCACCUUGCCUGGCAUGGGAAAAGGGGUGUGCAUUUAGAUGUGCAAAAGUUGGAGACAAGUCUUCUAGGGUAGUUUAUCCCAGCCUUUCCCGGCAGCCAGGGCAUCCAUUUGGUGCCAUCGGCUGCCCCAGGGCAGAGCUGUGCAGUGUGAUGUUGUGUUCCAGUUGCUCAGUUUAAAUGAAUCUGUCUUGUUUGAAUAAGAAUAGGGAGGAGGAAUAGUUCAUGGCUUCAAUUUAGUUGUUUUGACUCUGGUUUUAUGCAUCUUUGUCACUACAAAGCUGGUGUCUGGGUGGUUCCUGACCCUGUUAAGGUGCUAUGAGCAGUUUCCUUGUUGAUCCAUCCCCUCCUGGCAGGUUUGCCUUGAAGGAGCCUUCAAACGAAGCGUGUGGGAGCACAGAGGGUGGUAGAGGGUGGCCAGUCGGCACCUUCCUGGGAAUGGUGUACUCUGGCUCCCAUUGCCAUCUCUGUCUAGUAUCUGCAAGCCAGAUAAAUGGGUCCUGAGCAUGGAAAGAAAAAGUUUGGGCUGUCUGUAGCUUUCCAGAACGGGUGUUUGAGGGAAUAUCUGAGACACAGUUUAAGUGAGGCAGGUUAGGGACAAGCCUGUUUGAGCUGAUUCCUCCCACCAGCAGCAGGCACGUGGAGCACAGCAGUGUGGGGAGCUGGGUCAGAACAGACCUGGCUUGAUUCAUGUUGUGUAGAGAGGGGCAGAUACGGCAAUUUUAAUAAAGCUUGCACUUAAAGGGCAAAUGACACCUUUGAUCAUGUUUGGGGCCUGGAUGCAGUCUCAGCGUGGUGGUUUCAAAGCCUUUUUUAAUUGCCCCAUCAGCCCCUCCUUUAAGCCAGGACCUUUUCCCUUUUGUGUGUGUAACUAAACAUCUCUGACCCUUUUGAGUGUCCCAGGUGGCAGUGAGCAGAAACCCAAAUGAAUUCCCUUCUCUUUUUUGUGCCUUUGUCUCAGGCUUUGAAUAAAAGUCUAUUUGAAGGAGCUUCUUUUUUUUUUAAGGAGCUUCUGAGUUUUUUCUUUUUCCCCAAGGGACAGACAUUCCCUGCCCUUGAGAUCAGCUGGGGUCUGUCUCCCUGUCCCUGGAUGCCACCUCUGGAGGUCACAGCUGAAGCAGAGAACUGUGAGCGAAUAUCUUUGUUUCCAGCCCUUGAGGUCAAUGGAAGAAAAGCCUAACAAGGGAUAGAAGAACUGGAAGAGCUCCUUCAGGUCCCAGAAAUCUCCUGAAGGCAGGAUGGAGAACUUGCAGACAGUCUGGUGCCUGUGUGUCUGUGCAGUUCAGAGCUGAGUGAGUCACGGCUGGGUCCUGGUUCUUACAACUUCUGGGUGCAGGGGGAGGCUUGGGGGGUCCUGCACCCCAGAUUUACUUGCUGAGGUCUUGCCCUGUGCUGUUCAGGUCUGAACAGAGAGCAGGGACUUGUGCUUUGUCCCUUGGCCUUCCCUAAGUUGAAAUGGGAUUGCAAGAGCCAGGGAAGUGUCUUGAUAUGGGGACUUUGGGCUGGACAGGCCUGUUGCUGAUAGAAAACAGCAGGAGGAGGGAGAGGACCAUCAGAGCAGGUUUAGCCCUUGUGAGACAGAUACUGAGCAGCUGCAAAGUACCAAAUGUUUCAGGCUCUGUUUGGUGCUCAAAUGUGGGAGAGAUCCGUCUGCUUCUUGCUCUUACGGUGAGGAGGGAAAUACCCUUGCUGAGAAUCCCAGGGAAAUAGGAGCUGGGCCAGCACUGAGCUAAUUUACCUACUGGCACUUGUGCAUCUCCACAACAAAUGCCAAAGCCUAAUACAAUUCAAGGAUGCCAUUUUACCGUCGGCCUGGUUCCACCAGUCUGUCCUCACCUGCUGGUCCCAAACAGGCUCACACGAGUGUUCUCAAACGGCACAAACACCCCAGGCUGGAGCUGGGAGGGCUCAGAAUCGUGAGCAUGACUGGGCCUCCUGUGCUGCACCUCUGCUUCGCGCUGCCCAGCGGGUCUGGGGCACGUGCGCUCACCUUGGAUCCAAAGGAUUUGUCCCAGGAGUGUAGUAGCAUUGGAAGGUGCUGGGCUGGAUGGGAGAGGUGAAAGCAGGUCCAUGUCUUCCGGGACUCUGGCUUGCUCAGAGUUUAUUGCUGUAUAUUAAAUACUAUUUUUGAAGAUUGAGGGGAAGAUGAGGGAGGGGGAGGGAUGUGACGAUGCUGUCUCCAGUCUGAUCAGUGGGAUGCUACUGCAGGUUAUUGAUAGGUUUUGAUUUUUUUUUUCUGUUUUGUUUUGUUUGUUUCUCAAAAAGUGCUUUAUUUAAAAAAAAAAAUCAACAAAACAUGCUUUCCUCCCUCCUAGAAACAGUGCUGGCUGAUUACAAAAUGUGAAUAAUCUUUUGGAAACAUCAGAGGUCUCUGCUAAAGAGUUUGUGUGAUGGAGAUUUGAAGGCAAGGGGCAAAGUACAGCUUGAACCAGUUUUUAACUGGGGAGAGUGUGAAUCCAGGAAAUGCAGAAUCCCUGCCCUGGAGUUGUUCCCAGUCACAUGUAAGGGGGAUGUGUUUUCCUGUGCUGCCAUGGCUGUUCUGUCACACUGUGGCAGUGCCUGUGUUGGGGUGAUGGAGCAAAGCAGUGGAUGGAAACUUGCUGGCAAGUGAGGGCUUGAAUUUUUUGUGGUUUCCUGUGGCACUUUGUGUCUUCAGAGCUUUUGGUAAAGCAGCCCCAGAGCCUGUGAGAGCAGAAGCAGGAUUUGUGCUCGUGGCAGGAGGCAGUAGCCAGGACUGUGAGAGGUGACAGUGGUGUUUGGGUCCCAUCAGUGCUGCACUUUUAGCACUGGCAGAUGGUCCCACCACUCCAUGGUGCCUGUCUGGGGAUGUGUGGAAGUAACCCGUACCCUUGGCACUAAGGACACAUCAUGAACUACGUAAAGCUGCAGGUCUGAGAGUUACCUGUAAAGGCCAAAGCAGCAUGGGGAGAGAUCCCCAUCUGUGUCUGUCACCAGGCUUUUAAAGGAGGAUUUUUUUAUUUUACUGUCCAUUGCUUUGUGUUGUAACAACUUGCAGUGACAUUUUUUUAGUUUGUUUUGCAGCGAGCUUGGGCCCUGGGUGAAAAGCACAGAUACCUAUUUCUGAUUGCAUCGGCUUUGCAGGGACUAGUUUGGGGGGAAAGAUGGGUGUGGGGGUGGGUUAUUUUAUUUUUGGUACACGGUAGCAGUUUUAUUUUUUAAUUUCCCCAGGAUGUUUGGUUGAGGGAAUGUUCUGAAGUCUACUGUCUGGCAGUUUAACCAGCAGUGUGCUAAAGGAAAAUAAACAAAAUUAUAUUGUCACUUGGA
Molecule: messenger RNA, 6539 nt
Organism: Myiozetetes cayanensis
Lineage: Eukaryota; Metazoa; Chordata; Aves; Passeriformes; Tyrannidae
Gene: MLEC
Product: malectin
Exons: 5
Coding region: 18-866 (282 amino acids)
Cellular component (GO): membrane
Molecular function (GO): carbohydrate binding
Source: RefSeq, a predicted model, not a curated record